This is a messenger RNA of Pezoporus flaviventris, 6779 nucleotides long. It is a transcript of the gene NSD3, whose product is annotated as nuclear receptor binding SET domain protein 3. The transcript is spliced from 24 exons. Bases 321 to 4643 code for a protein of 1440 amino acids. Gene Ontology annotation, biological process: regulation of DNA-templated transcription. Gene Ontology annotation, molecular function: histone H3K36 methyltransferase activity; protein binding. Lineage: Eukaryota; Metazoa; Chordata; Aves; Psittaciformes; Psittacidae. Gene Ontology annotation, cellular component: chromatin; nucleus. The record is from RefSeq and is a predicted model, not a curated record.
GGUCGCCCGCGCCCCGCCGAGCGCCUCCCCUUGGCCGCAGCGGCCGGGAGCCGGGCGGUGGGGGGGGCGGGCGGGCGGCCUCCCUCCCGGGGCGGAGCUCGGACGCCAGCGGCGGGGGCGCGGAAAUCGAGGCCGGGGCUCCAUCGCGGCCUGCUGCUGCAGCGGGAGGAGGCGGGAGGCCCGCCCGCCGCCGCCGCCGCAGCCCCCGCCGCCGGCCUUUGUCUCCGCUGGGCUGGGUGGACGCGGCGGGGGCAGUUAGAAUGGAACACACUGAAGGCCCUAUGAGAAGAAGGGAAAGCUAAGGAUGCUGGAGCAGAACAAUGGAUUUCUCUUUCUCUUUCAUGCAAGGGAUCAUGGGAAACACAAUUCAGCAACCACCUCAACUCAUUGACUCCGCCAACAUCCGCCAAGAGGACGCCUUCGAUGGCAGCAGCGACAUUGCUGAAGAUGCUGGGCAGACGCCCUACGAGGCGGCGCUGCAGCAGGGCUUCCCUUACCCUGCACCCGCAGCCGAGGAGCUCCCCCCCCUCACCAACGGCUACCCCCCGACCAUCAACAUGUACGAGCCUCAAGCCAAAUACCAGGCGUACCCCCAGUACCCCAAUGGUUCAGCCAACGGGUUCGGUACCGUCAGGAACUUCAGCCCCCCCGAGUAUUUCCAGCUGGACCACUCGAGCGCACGGCCGCACGAUGCGGUGGAGAAACCUUCUCCUCCACAGCCACCGCCUCCACCACCACCACCACCACCACCACCUUCGGUCCCGGCGGCGGUGAUUCCAAAGAAGACUGGCUCACCAGAGAUCAAACUAAAAAUAACCAAAACUAUCCAGAACGGCAGGGAAUUGUUUGAGUCCUCUCUCUGUGGGGACCUUUUAAAUGAAGUACAAGCGAGUGAGUAUGCUAAGGCGAAACAUGAAGGGAGGAAAGAGAAAAGGAAAAAGAGUAGCAAGCAUGACUCUUCCCGCUCGGAAGAGCGCAAGUCACACAAAAUCCCCAAGUUAGAACCAGAGGAGCAAAAUAGACCAAAUGAGAGGCUUAGCAUGCUGCCAGAAAGACCCAGAGAAGAUGCAGUGUUGGAGGAGACCCCGGUCCAGCAGUUCUUACCUUCUCUUCCAACACAAGGCCCCCAUGACAUCAAGUUUCAGGUUGGCGAUCUGGUUUGGUCCAAGGUGGGAACAUACCCGUGGUGGCCUUGCAUGGUUUCGUGUGAUCCGCAGCUUGAUGUUCAUACCAAAAUCAAUACAAGAGGUGCCCGGGAAUACCACGUCCAGUUCUUCAGCAACCAGCCGGAGCGGGCGUGGGUGCACGAGAAGCGGGUUCGGGAGUACAAAGGCCACAAGCAGUAUGAGCAGUUACUGGCUGAGGCUGCUAAACAGGCCAGCAACCACUCCGAGAAGCAGAAGAUUCGCAAACCAAGGCCGCAAAGGGAGCGUGCUCAGUGGGAUAUUGGGAUUGCCCAUGCUGAGAAAGCCUUGAAAAUGACUCGGGAAGAAAGGAUAGAACAAUACACCUUCAUUUAUAUAGACAAAGAGCCAGAGGAGGCUUUGUCAAAAGCCAAAAAGACUGCUGCUGCUAAAUCAGAGACCAAGAAGAACCGGCGACCCAAGCCAGCGCUGAGCACCCAGCCUGACCCUGCCACUGGGGCAGCAGCAUCGCCUUCGAGCGCUGAGGGGCGGAGGCAAAGCCAGCGGAGGCAGUCGAGUAUGGAGGAAGAGGAGGCUCCUCCAGUGAAAAUCGCCUGGAAAACAGCUGCAGCCAGGAAAUCCUUACCAGCUUCCAUCACCAUGCACAACCUGGACCUCCAAAAGUGUAACAUGUCUCCAGUUGUUAAAAUUGAACAGGUUUUUGCCCUUCAGAAUGCUGCUGGGGAUGGAAAGCUCAUCGAUCAGUUUGUUUAUUCCACUAAGGGAGUUGGGAACAAACCUGAAAUAAGUGUCAAGGGGCAAGAGAAGCUGAACUCUUCAUCAGGUCAGAGAAAUGAGAAAGCAGCGGUGCAGAGCGCGUCCUCUCCUGAAACGACUUCGGGCUCCACAGGUUCUGUAGAAAAGAAGCAACAGAGAAGAUCGAUUCGAACCCGCUCAGAGUCUGAGAAAUCCACCGAAGUUGUGCCAAAGAAGAAGAUCAAAAAGGAGCAGGUUGAAAUGGUUCCCCUGACAGCAGUGAAGACAGGAUUGCAGAAAGGUGCCAGCGAGAUUUCAGAUUCUUGCAAGCCUUUGAAGAAGAGGAGUCGAGCCUCAACCGACGUGGAACUGACCAGCUCUGCUUACAGGGACACGUCUGACUCCGACUCCAGGGGACUCAAUGACUUACAGGGUAGUUUUGGAAAGCGUUCGGACAGCCCCUCAGCUACUGCGGAUGCUGAUGCCUCUGAUGUGCAGUCAGUGGACUCCAGCCUGUCCAGGAGAGGGACUGGGACAAACAAAAAGGACACUGUUUGUCAGAUCUGUGAGAGCUCCGGCGAGGCUCUGGUGUCCUGCGAGGGCGAGUGUUGCAGUGUCUUCCACAUGGAAUGUCUUGGCCUGAAGUCGAUGCCUGAGGAGAAGUUCAUCUGCGCUGAGUGUAAAAAUGGAGAACACACGUGCUUCUCCUGCAAGCUCCCUGGCAAGGACGUGAAGCGCUGCUCGGUCAACACGUGUGGCAAGUUCUACCACGAGGCCUGCGUUCGGAAGUUUGCCACGGCUCUCUUUGAGUCCCGGGGCUUCCGCUGCCCGCAGCACUGCUGCACCGCCUGCUCCAUGGAUAAGGAUAUUCAUAAAGCAAGCAAAGGUCGCAUGGUGAGAUGUUUCAGAUGUCCCAUUGCCUAUCACUCAGGAGAUGGCUGUAUUGCUGCAGGAAGCUUGUUUGUGUCAUCCCACAUUCUCAUCUGUAGUAACCAUUCCAAAAGGAAUCACUCCUCAUCAGCUGUAAAUGUAGGCUUUUGUUUCGUUUGUGCAAGAGGGCUGGUAGUGCAGGAUCAUUCAGACCCCCUGUUCAGUUCAUAUGCCUAUAAGUCCCACUACCUACUGAAUGAGUCAAAUCGUGCUGAGUUGAUGAAAUUACCUAUGAUUCCUCCUCCUUCGUCAGCUUCCAAAAAGAAAUGUGAGAAAGGUGGAAAGCUGUUGUGCUGUGAGUCCUGCCCAGCUUCCUUUCACCCCGAGUGUCUCAACAUAGAAAUGCCAGAGGGAUGCUGGAAUUGCAAUGACUGUAAAGCUGGCAAGAAGCUACGGUACAAGCAGAUCGUUUGGGUCAAGCUUGGGAAUUACAGGUGGUGGCCAGCAGAGAUCUGCAAUCCCAGGUCUGUGCCUCUCAACAUACAGGGCCUCAAACAUGAUAUCGGGGACUUCCCAGUAUUUUUCUUUGGUUCACAUGACUACUAUUGGGUACACCAGGGCAGAGUUUUCCCUUAUGUUGAAGGAGAUAAAAGCUUUGCUGAGGGGCAAACUAGUAUUAACAAGACCUUCAAGAAAGCACUUGAAGAAGCAGCAAAGCGCUUCCAGGAACUGAAAGCACAAAGAGAAAGCAAAGAGGCAUUAGAAAUUGAAAGGAAUUCAAGGAAACCUCCGCCAUAUAAACACAUUAAAUCCAACAAGGUGAUAGGGAAGGUGCAGAUCCAGGUGGCUGACCUGUCAGAGAUCCCUCGCUGUAACUGCAAGCCCUCGGAUGAGAACCCCUGUGGCCUGGAAUCGGAGUGUUUGAACAGGAUGCUGCAGUACGAGUGCCAUCCCCAAGUGUGCCCUGCGGGAGAGCGGUGCCAGAACCAGUGUUUCACCAAAAGACUCUACCCUGAUGCUGAAAUCAUCAAAACUGAUCGCCGGGGAUGGGGCCUCAGGACAAAAAGGAGCAUUAAAAAGGGUGAAUUUGUGAAUGAAUAUGUUGGUGAGCUGAUAGACGAGGAGGAGUGCAGACUGCGCAUCAAGCGCGCGCACGAGAACAGCGUGACCAACUUCUAUAUGUUAACUGUAACAAAGGACCGGAUCAUAGAUGCUGGCCCAAAGGGGAAUUACUCUCGGUUUAUGAACCAUAGUUGUAAUCCAAACUGUGAAACACAGAAGUGGACAGUGAACGGGGACAUUAGAGUUGGACUGUUUGCUCUUUGUGACAUUCCUGCAGGGAUGGAGUUAACCUUCAAUUACAACUUGGAUUGCCUGGGCAAUGGGAGGACCGAGUGUCACUGCGGGGCAGAGAACUGCAGUGGUUUCCUCGGGGUGCGUCCAAAGACAGCAUUUGCAACAGCAAACGAAGAGAAGGUGAAGAAUGCAAAGUUAAAGCAGAAGAAGAGGAAAAUAAAAACAGAGCAGAAGCAGAUGCAUGAAGACAACUGCUUCCAGUGUGGAGACGGGGGAGAGCUAGUCAUGUGUGACAAAAAGGACUGUCCCAAAGCAUACCACCUCCUAUGCCUUAACCUGACUCAACCCCCUUUUGGAAAGUGGGAAUGUCCGUGGCAUCAGUGCGACGUCUGUAGCAACCCCGCCGUUUCCUUCUGCGAGUUCUGCCCUCACUCCUUCUGCAAAGACCACGAGCAGGGAGCGCUGGUGCCGUCGGCGCUGGACGGCCGCCCCUGCUGCUCCGCGCACGACCCUAAGUCUCCCGUGGCCCCCGAGUACUGGAGCAAGAUCAAGUGCAAAUUGGAAGCACAGAACCCCGCUGAAGAAGCCAAGGAGUGAAUUUGGUUACAAAGAGCCAAGAGAAGGGGACGGGCAGGCGAUGAACUCAAAGAGACUGCUUGGACACGUUCAGUCUUUGGCAUCGUCGUGCGCGGACUGGGAUGGGGACCAUUUCCUCCGAGCGAGCAGAAGCAGGCGGUGGUGGUUGGGUUUUUGUUGUUUGGUCUUUCUUUUAGCCUUGAAUGUGCUACAGCAGCUCUUCCUGUGGGCAACCAGAGACGUCUUGGCCUUCAGAGGAGAAACCUUUUGACAGUGCAGAGAAUAUUCCGUUUCCAAGCUGUUCUCUUGAGUGUAGAAAAGCAAAUCAUAGCAGCGUAUUUAUUUAUUUAAUUUCUAAAGGGUGUUGGAAGAUCUGGCUUUGCUCAGGCUUCGUGGCUUUAGAAACAAAGCAGCAAAGCCAAGGUCACUUCUGUGUGUAGUUUACAGCAAGGACAAAGCCGUCCCCGCUCUGUAGUGCUGAGGUGCCACACUGGCAGAUGUGGGGUUCAGACCAGGUGACCCUGAAAUGCCUCUAUCCCAGUGUUUACUGCUAUAAGGCAUUUGGAGAAGGUAGGUUAUGUUCACGUUAACCUCUGAAUGUUGUUGUCAAGCUUUUCCAAUGAGAAAUGAGGUGGGGGACUUCUUGGAAGGGCUCUUAAUGCCGGAUCUGGCAUUGGUGAUGGAGGGCAGGAGUUGCAUCUCCCUACUGGAGCUGUAAGUGGGUGCUUGCAGGCAGGUGGAAAUGCAGAAGGAGCUUAAUGGCACAAUAGGCAUUCCAUUCUCCUGCCUAACCUUCCUAGUCAGGAGAGCCUCAGCCUGCGAGCACACUGAGAACUGAAGUCUUAAUCCUGCCCAUGGGAGCGCUGCCAUUGACUUCUGUAGAGGGAGGAGGACAAAUCCCUGCUCUGUGCGUAGGUAUUUGUCACCUGCCAAGUCUGGGCUUGUUUCCCUGCAGUUGCAUUCAUGUGAUUCCUUCCUGCUGCCUUCCCAACCUCCCAUUAGCUUCAGAUCCGAGGAGAUUUGAGCCCGGAAGGAAUCAGACCCAUGUAUGUGUUUGCUUUGAUGGAAUGCUUAGGUAUUAUUUUUGCUGAGAGAGCUUCUGGCUUUCAUUUUUGUUAAUGGAGCUAAGGAAAAAUCUCAGCACUUCAAUGAACAGGGUAUUUUCCGCCUGGGUCACGGGCUGUGUUCACAGCAGCCAACGUGAGCCUCUUGAAACACUUCUCCCUUGCAUCUCCUCUGUUGGAGAGGCUUAUGAAGGGGCUGCUCCAGGAGGAGGUUCCUUUAAGAACCAUUCUCUUUCAUGUGCAAGGAGCCUGGAGAACUGCUUUCCCCUUUGGUGCACCCUUCAGCCAAGCACUGUGUGUGUGUCCCCUUGCCCUGGUACAGUUAGAGCCCACUUCUGACGUGGGUACUCGAGAAUAAGGUAUUGAAGAUAAGGAAUUCAUAUCAAGUGUUGCUGGCAUCUGGCUGAGUGGAGCCUUUGGGUUAAGAGCUGUGUCUUUAGGAGAGCUCCAGAAACGUGGUGACUUCUCAGUUAAGCCAAUCAAAGGCAGAAGAAGUACAUGGGAGGUGGUGGAAGGUGUCUUGCCUCUGGCUGGUGAUGUCUUAGCCCUCAGAUGAGGGGUUGGAAUCUCUUUGCGUGCAAUUAGAAAGGACAGAAUACACUACAGUGCCAUUAACUGAGCCAGCAGCUCAUCUCCUGAGCACCCAUGGGUGCUUGGGGUGUACCUGGGCGGGGGGAUUCAGUUAUGGUGCAGAGGCUCCUGGGCUCUGCAAAGCACUUCAUCUUGUGGUCCGUGCUACAGAGGACAUCCGAAACACUAACGUUGCUUGAAAGCAGUGCUCUAUUUUGGUACUUUUUACACCACAAAAAGCCCUUUGCAGAAAAGGCUUUUCUUUUUCUUCCUGUUUUUGGUGAUAAAUGUCUCUUUUUAGGCUCUUACUGGGGCUCUUUGCCCUUUUCAGCAGUGCCAGACGUAGCUCUUGCUGCAGUAGGGCCCAGUGUGUUUACUUCAGCUUAUUUAUUAGGCUUGAUCAUGUUCAGGUGAUGUUCUCUUGGGAAUACAGAGCGUGGCUAUGGGGUGAGUGCAGUUUUCACUGUGUCAAUGGUGUGAGGGCACCAGGACCCCCCUCUUGAGCGCUCCACAUGGAUGAGAG